Onychostoma macrolepis is the source of this 8042-nucleotide messenger RNA. Its product is annotated as gastrula zinc finger protein XlCGF8.2DB-like. Bases 6345 to 7457 code for a protein of 370 amino acids. The record is from RefSeq and is a predicted model, not a curated record. Gene Ontology annotation, molecular function: RNA polymerase II cis-regulatory region sequence-specific DNA binding; DNA-binding transcription factor activity. Gene Ontology annotation, biological process: regulation of transcription by RNA polymerase II. The transcript has 2 exons. Lineage: Eukaryota; Metazoa; Chordata; Actinopteri; Cypriniformes; Cyprinidae.
UUUUUUAACAAACGAAACACGAAGACAUGUUAUAUUGCACCCCAUAAACACAAUCAAGCACAGAAAAAAAGCAGUAAACCACCCCUUUAAAGCAUCCUUGCUAAAUAAAAGUAUUAAUUUCCAUAAUUUCUUUCCCAAAAAACAAAACAAAAAUUAUACUGACUCCAGUCUUUUGGAAUUGGUGUAGUGUAGAAUGUUACAAUUUUUUUUAUUUCAGAUAAAUGCUGAUCUUUGCAUUUUUCUAUUCAUCAAAGAAUCCAUUAAUAAUAAUAAAUAUUUCUUGAGCAGCAAAUCAGCAUAUUAGAAUGAUUUCUGAAGAUAAUGUGACACUGAAGACUGGAGUAAUGAUGCUGAAAAUACAGCUGUGCAUCACAGAAAUAAAUUACAUUUUAAAACAUAUUCAAAUAGAAAGCAGUUAUUUUAAAUAGUAAAAAUAUUUCACAAUAUUACUGCUUUUGCUGUAUUUUGGAUCAAAUAAAUGCAGGCUUGGUGAGCAGAAGAGAAUUCUUUAAAACACAUUCAAAAUCUUACUGUUCAAUAACUUUUGACUGGUAGUGUAGAUAUGUAUCAUUGCAUCUAGUUGUUUUGGAUAAUAAAAAACGUCAGGUCUGACAAUAUCGUGUCUUUUCGAAUUUAAAUCUAGAUUUAUUCGCAUUGGCCCAUGGAAACCUCUAUGAAGACACUUGACAUGACUUGGCCAAAAAAUCGCGGUGGACGAAUUGAAGUUUUAUUUAAUGUCGCUUGCACACAGGAUAGAUGCCUGACUCCGUUGCGAGUCCCUAUCAAGCACUUUACCGAUUCAGCUGCUCUCCUCCUCCUCCUCCUGGCUCUUUCCCCCGCAUCACUCACCGCAGAGCAAGCCUGUUCUUGAUAAAUCUGCUGUGAAAACGUGGGAAAAGCCGACGAGGAAGAAGUUGGGGUGAAGCAAUCUUUAUAUAGUCGGAGGCUCCGUCUAUAGUGCAUUGUGAUUGGGUGGUUUACGCUGUCAAUACAGGAGACAAACCAAUGGGUCACUGGCUGCUCGUGAUGGUCCUUGGCAAAAAAAAAAAAAUGCUGUCGGCCCACCAGGAACAUGCCCGGUAUGCCCAGUUACCAGUCCAGCCCUGCUUAUAACUUGUUGUAAAUGUGAUGCACCUUUAUCUGCGCGGAGGGAUGUAUUCCCAGAUUUAAUUUUUUGUUUUUGUUUUCCGCGGGGAUGGAGAUUAUAUAUGUAGAUUUGUAUAGAUUAUAUAUAGAUUUUUUGCUGUACGUGUGUGAAAGCAGCCAAGUGAAAAUAAGUUGCAUACGCUCCCCCCCCCCCUCCCCCAUCUCAUAAGAGAGUUUGAGUAAAUGAUUAUUGCCAGAAGUGUAAAGUAUUGGAGUAAAUGUAACUAAUUACUGUACUUGAGUAUCUUUUCUGAUAAUUUGUAGUUUUACUGAGUAUCAAAGACAUUAGUAGCUUUUACUCUACUUUCUCUCACUACAUGUUUGAAUGAGUAUCUGCAAUCUUUACUCCGCUACAUUUGAAAUGAGUGCUGCAGUUACACAUUACAUUUAGCAUGACACCUAGCUUUUCUACAGCAAUUUAUUUCUGCUACAAAAGAUGUGAUAUUGCCAACUACAGGGCACUGAAAGUACUAUAUCUUGUGCGUUUUGCUCUUACUCACCCAAACUUGUCAACAAGGCUACUGUACGUGAUCGUGAGCUUCUCAGCCAGUAGUUGUGAAUCACAGGUGUUUUAUAUGACUGCAGCUGGCAAUGAGGCCAAAACCAGCACAUCCACUGCAAGAACACUUUGACUUUUUAAUUAUUUUUUAAAUUAAUUAAUUAAUUUAAUUUGGUUUUAUUUUGGUUUUAUCACUGAUUGCUCUCAUCACAAAUAAGCUCUUUCUUGUUUGUUACAUGUUCUCUGUGCCUUGUCUUAGACUUUUAUGUCACUUCCUGCCUCCUUUGGUGUUUGUAGUCAAUUUGUAUCUUAUCUUGUUCAGCUAGUUAGCCUCCUGUAUUUAUAUAUGCAUAUGUGUGUGUGUGUGUGUGUGUGUGUGUGUGACCCUGGACCACAAAACCAGUCUUAAGUCGCUGGGGUAUAUUUGUAGCAAUUAGGGGUGUGCAGCGGAGUCAUUAUUUGUAUCUGUAUCUGUAUCUGUGACAAUCUCAAAAUUAUUUGUAUCUGUAUCAGUAUUCGGAUAGAUCCGGAAGUGGGCGUGGCUUAAACCAGAAGUUCGUCAAAUUACAUGAAAAUGCCAUUUUAAAUGCAAAUCUGUUCGAUUCGUAGUUUUCAUUUAACAAAUAUGCCUUGUAUAACUAAAGAAAGCAUUCUUUUUUUUAAAUUAAAAUUAUAACUUUGUAAAUAUCUUCUAUUUAAAAUUUUAUCAAAAAAGAAAAAUAACUUUAUUCUUCUUAUUUUCAAGUGAAACUUUGUGUACAAAUUUGACAAAAGACAAGCAUCCACAAUCUUAAAUAAGAGCACUAGUAGAAAAAAAGAAGCUGAAAGGAAAGAAAAAAAAAAGAAUAGAAAUGGAAAGAAAGUGUUCAGUAGCCUAUCACAGCAGAAUGACAAUAACGCUUGCUUGAACUAACUUAGAUCAUGUGUUACGGGAAUCUGUGAUCAUUUAUGAGUUUUUUAGUCAACCGAGAGCAAAAAAAAUCAUUUGGACCCUCCAAAAGCCUUGAUCAAACAUCGCUUUUCUUCAUCUUGUAUAAUUAAAUGUAAUGCCAUUCACGAAAAGGGCAAAUGUAAUGCGUUUUUACAGUUGAACUUCGAAAAGGUUUGAAGGUAGGACCGUUUUUAGUAUAUUUUUGUCAAAUUGAUAUAACUCCAGACAAAGCUCUAAUUUCUGAGAAACUGACCCCAACGCGGCUAUUAAUUUGCACUCAUUUCAUUCACAUAGGCUAGUCUAAACUCAUUCACUUUACACAUCCAGGCCCAUAGCCAGCUAUGAGGUCCAGACCUCGUGAAUGUUUCAUGUUCAAAAAUAAAAUUUGAAAACAUAUGAAAAAUUAUUUAAAAUCAUGUCGCUGAAUAAAUUCAUGUGGCUAACUCGCACCAGCUGCGAUGCGCAGCAGUGAAGGAGCUUAGCGCAAGUGCAGCCGCCGCUCUGCGAUGUUGCCAGAUCUGGUUAUUGUAAGCGUCGCUGGACUUGUUUUAAUACUUAAUGUAACAGCAUUAAUAAAGUAAUUAGGGCAUUAAUAAAGUGGGAAGAUGAAGGUUGAGGUUAGAGAUUCUGUAUCCUAUUUGCAAAAUACAAGAUUUAAACUUUGUUUGGUGCAUUUUUCAGGAGAUUGGUUGUGGUUGUUUUUUGUAGCAAUAUCAACACUGCUUCGCCGGCACUGACAGCAGCAAUCAAAAAAGGAGCGCGCGGAUAGUUUAUUGCUGAGGAGACCACAUUCUUUAGACAAACGCUAUGAUCACCAUGAUAUUAGCUGUACGAAACUGUGUGCAGUACUAGCCAUUAUUAUUGCACAAAUCUUAACAACCGCAGACCUCACUAAUGUAGUGCUGUUCCAGAAAACAUGAUUGUGUCUGCCGAAUAUUUUUUCUGUUAUUCGGAUAAAUCCCUUAUUCGUUUUGAAGCCAUUAUCCGUGCCUUUCCGAAUAAGGUAUUCGGCUUCGGGCACAUCCCUAGUAGCAAUACCCAAAAAUGCAUUGUAUGGGUCAAAAUUAUAGAUUUUUCUUUUAUGCCAAAAAUCAUUAGGAUAUUAAGUAAAGAUGAUGUUCCAUGAAGAUAUUUUGUAAACGUCCUACUGUAAAUAUAUCAAAACUUAAUUUUUGAUUAGUAAUAUGCAUUGCUAAGAAUUUCAUUUGGACAACUUUAAAGGAGAUUUUCUCAAUAUUUAGAUUUUUUUUGCACCCUCAGAUUCCAGAUAAUAGUUGUAUUGCAGCCAAAUAUCGUCCUAUCAGAAAAUCCAUGCAGAUAGUUUUCCGGUUUGCAACCGUUGUUGGAGUGGCUGAGAAGGGUCCGCUGGCAUUAUACAGCACGAGAGCGGCCUCUAGAGGCAGAAAUCACUGACAGCACGUGUUGUUUAUUUUGACACGUGACACUGCGCUGCACAGAGCGGGAAACUCCAGACUCGCAUUUAAAUACAGCCGACAGAAAAUCCUGCCGCAAACAGAGCGACAUUCACAUAGUUUUCUAUUAAAUAAAUUGUUUUAGACCAUCACAUGAAUUGAACGCAAGGCGUCUGGUGUGUGUGGGUGUGUGUGUGAUACCUCUGAGUUCUCCUAGACGCAGCGCUGCGCUUUUGCCCGGGGUGUGACUAACUUUAUUUUUCUUUUCUUUUUUUUUUGAUCAGAUAGGGUUAUCAAGUGUUAAAAAAUAGAAGCAAAUAAAGUGUGUGAGUACACAUACAAUAUCCAUAUGUAUGUAAUUUUAAUGCUAUGGCCUUGUGUAGAUAUUUAAAGAUGGCCAUCUUUAAGCAUGACUGUUGAAAUUAAAUGGUAACACUUAACAAUAAGAGUCCAUUCGUAGCAUUAAUGAAAACUGUAGAAGUAUUGUUCCUUGUUAGAGUGUUUUCAUUUCAACAUUCACUAUUAGCUACUAAUAAAUAAAGUUCAACUUUUGUCGCAUCAGUCCACAGAGUAUUUGCCCAAAAGUCUCAGGGAUAAUCAAGAUAUUUUUUGCCAAAUGUUAGACGAGCCUUUGUGUUAUUUUUGGUCAGCAGUGGCUUUUGCCUCGGAACUCUCCCAUGGAUGCUGUUUUUGCCCAGUCUCUUUCUUAUUGUUGAAUCAUGAACACUGACCUUAAUUGAGGCAAGUGAGGCCUAAACAUCCUAUUUAGAUGUUGUUCUGGGUUCUUUUAUGACCUCCUGGAUGAGUCGUCUUUGUGCUCUUGGAGUAAUUUUGGUAGGCCGGCCACUCCUGGGGAGGUUCACCACUGUUCCAAGUUUUCUCCAUUUGUGGAUAAUGGUUCUGACCAUGGUUUGCUGGAGUCCCAAAGCCUUAGAAACGGCUUUAUAACCCUUUCCAGACUGAUACAUGUAAACUAUUUUGUUUCUCAUCGGUUUAUGGAUUUCUUAAGAUCGCGGAAUGAUGUGUUGCUCUUUAAACAUGCUUCACUUUGUCAGACAGGUUCUAUUUAAGUGAUUUCUUGAUUCAACAGGUCUGGCAGUAAUCAGGCCUGGGUUUGGCUAGAGAAAUUUAACUCAGCUUUCUAAAAUAAUGUGGUUAAUCACAGUUCUUUCAUGAUUUAACAGGAGGGGGCAAUUCAUUUUUCACGUAGGGCCAGGUAGGUUUGGACAGCUUUUUUCCCUUAAUAAAUUAAAUCAUCAUUUAAAAACUGCAUGUUGUAUUUACUUGCAUUAUCUUUGUGUAAUAUUAAAAUAUCAGAUUACCAUAUGUGUACGUAGGGGGGUCCAUGAAAAAAAAGGUUGGAAACCACUGUCUUACACUAUAGCCAACAAUACAUUGUAUGGGUCAAAAUUAUCCAUUUUUCUUUUAUGCCAAAAAACAUUAGGAUAUUAAGCGAAGAUGUUUUAUGAAGAUAUUUUGUGACUUUUCUACUGUAAACAUAUCAAAAUAUUUGUUUUUUUUUUAGUAAUAUGCAUUGCUAAAAAGUUCAUUUGGACAACUUUAAAGGCAAUUUUCUCUGUUUUUUUGCACCCUCGGAUUCCAGAUUUUCAAAUAGUUGUAUCUCGGCCAAAUAUUGUCCGAUCCUAACAAACCAUACAUCAAUGGAAAGAUUAUUUAUUCAGAUGAUGUAUGAAUCUCAAUUUAAAAAAAUUGCUGAAUUCAGUGAUGUCAUCGUCCAGCUCAGUUCAGUUUACAUAGUUUCUGUGAAAUCAUGUCGACAAUAUCGCUGGAAAUGAAGUGUCCCCAACUAAUCAAGCUAGAGGCAACAGCGGCAAAGAACCAAAACUCCAUCGGUGACAGAAUUGAGAAAAAACGCAAGUAAAACACAUUUUAAAAUGAAAUGUAUAAAUAAAAAGGUUAGGUAUCAUAUUUGAUUCAAGUGAUUUUUAUUGAGGGUGGGGGGCUUUUUGUACACUUUUUAAGGCUUCAAAGAUAGAAUUUGGAGGACAUCUGCUUUACUUAUAUUAAUGCCAGUCUUGGGCCGCAGGGUGAUAUGGCUGGCGGCCAUAUUUUCAAAAAGCCUUUUUCCAAAAGGUACAUCUGGAAAAAGGGGGGUCGUCUUAUAAUCGGGGUCGUCUUAUAUUCGGGUCAAUAUGGUACUUAAAAAUAAGUAAACUGAUUUCUUGUUGAUUUUGGCAAAUCUGCUUCUUCCACACAGAAAUUCAUAUUCAGUGAAGCUCCUCACAACUAUCACACAUUCAGCAGUAAAUGCUGGAAUAUUCCCAUCAGUUUACAAGUGAAGACGAGCAUCAGAGCAUCAGGAAGAGCUGAGUUUAUUAAAGAGGACAGAGAGAAGAUGAGAGAUCCAGAACCCUGCAGAAUCAAACACACUGAAGAUACUGAACAACAAACAGAGUUGAUUGAAAAAAAUGAGGAGAAUGAAGAAUUGAGUGAAGCUGAGGGAAUAAAUCACUUCAGAACUGGAAAAAAACCUUUGAGUUGCUCUCAAACUCAGAAAGUUUUAAAGAAAAGAAGAGCCAAUAAAUCUUUCACCUGCACUCAGUGUGGAAAGAGAUCGACAAGCAAAUAUAAUCUUGAGCUUCACAUGAGAGUUCAUACUAGAGAGAAACCUUACAAGUGUUCACACUGUGACAAGAGAUUCAGUCACUCAGGAGACCUGAAAAAACAUGAGAGGAUUCACACUGGAGAGAAACCUUACAAGUGUUCACACUGUGACAAGAGAUUCAGUCGGUCAGGAGCCCUGAAAACACAUGAGAUGAUUCACACUGGAGAGAAACCUUACAAGUGUUCACACUGUGACAAGAGAUUCAGUCGGUCAGGACACCUGAAAACACAUGAGAGGAUUCACACUGGUGAGAAACCACACACAUGUGAUCAGUGCGGGAAGAGUUUCACACAAAAAGGUGACCUUACAUCACACAUGAGAGUUCAUACUGGAGAGAAACCUUUCACUUGUGAUCAAUGCGGAAAGAGUUUCACACAAUCAUCAAACCUUAAGAAUCACAUGAACAUCCACACUGGAGAGAAACCACACACAUGUGAUCAAUGCGGCAAAACAUUUUUGUGGGCUUCAUACUUGAAGAAACACAUGAAUGUUCAUACAAAGGAGAAGCCACAUUCAUGUCAUUUGUGUGGAAAGAGUUUUUCACAUCUACAACAUUUGAAAGUACAUCAGAAAAUACACACUGCUGUGAGAGAGUACAUGUGCUUUGAGUGUGAGAAGACUUUUACUACAGCGAGCUGUUUAAAAAAGCACCAGAGGUUUCACACUGGAGAAAAACCUUACAAGUGUUCACACUGCGACAAGAGAUUCAUUCAGUCAGGAGACCUGAAAAGACACGAGAGCAUUCACACUGGAGAUAAACCGUAUCACUGCACUGCAUGUGGGAAGCGUUUCAAUCGUUCAUCUGCUAUACACAGUCAUAUAAAAAACAUUCACAGUAAGUAGAUCAUCUUCAGGUCUUUCAGGUCUGAUGCUGCGUCCUGAACAAAUGCGACACAAUAAUGCAUCAAGCAACAGAAUAUCAUCUGGAUAAAUCUGUCAUAACAAGCAACAUGACAAAGAAACAAAAAAGACCCACCAAAAAGCUGCAGAAUAAACACAUUCCCAAAUCAGGAUCUAAAGAUUCCCCCACACAGCCAUCACGAGGUGGUAAAACUGACAACACCCUCAUUGUCUGGAUUAGUUCCUCUCAACAUGAUAAUAGUUAAUCCAAUCAAGGGAAAAGAGAACUCCUUUGUCUCGACGAACUGAAGUCAUUUAAACAACAUACGGUUAAGAUCUACCUCGUGGACACGGUGCAUAAAUCCAGAUUAGAAGCCCGGAAACAGGAAAAGGCAAAUUUACGUGACACUCUCCAGUCCUGCAAACACCCAAGAGCCAUACAGCGUGACCCCUCGUGACCCCCGAGGGCAGGGGUCUGCAACCUUCAACAUCAACAGAGCCAUUUUAAACUUCAUUACAAUCCAUACAAUUGUGAAAGUAAUUUACUGAAACUCUGGAAUGUUCCGUAAUAAAAGGCAAAAAAAAAGA